AUAUUACCUACAAAAUGAAAUCAGUUUUGGCCAAUUUGGGAUUAGCCCUUCAACUUUUGGCGUUAACGUCAUCCGUCCACGGUCUGCUGGGCCCUCAAAUUACGUUACCCGAUGGAGACAUCAUCACCGGUAACUACGAACUUCUCAACAACCUUGAAUCUUAUUUGGGUAUCCCAUUUGCGGCUCCGCCGGUCGGACCGUUGAGAUUCAAACCACCCCAGCCAUACACCGGGAGCUUGAACGGUUUCCAGGCUCUGGCCUACGGCCCAUCAUGUCCUCAGGCGAACCCAGUUACUGGGGAGUUGGGAAUCUUCGGUUCAUUGCCCCAGGAUGCUUUGAACUUGGUAAUGCAAACCCCAUUGUUCAACGCGAGUAUCCCUCAAUCUGAGGACUGCUUGACUCUCAAUGUGUACAGAAAGAGAGGUCUCUCUUCUACCGCCAAGUUACCAGUGAUGUUCUGGAUUUUCGGCGGUGGUUUCGAACUUGGUGGCUCCAACACUUACUUACCGCAACAGUUGAUGGCGCAGGGGACUCUCCAGGGCCAGGAUUUCAUCUAUGUCUCUAUCAACUACAGACUCGCUGCUUUUGGAUUCUUGGGAGGAAAGGAGAUCAAGGCCGAGGGUAGUGGUAAUGCCGGUCUUUUGGACCAGAGACUUGGGUUACAAUGGGUUGCCGACAAUAUUGCUGCGUUUGGUGGUGAUCCAAGCAAGGUCACCAUCUUCGGUGAAUCGGCUGGGUCCGUUUCCGUGGCCCACCAAAUGAUUGGUAAUGGCGGUGACAACACCUACAAAGGCAAGCCAUUAUUCAGAGCUGCUAUCAUGCAAUCCGGGUCUCUUCUGGUAGCUGGAGACAUUGAUGCGGAAUUUCCACAGCUGAUCUUCGACUCCGUUGCCAAUGCUGCUGGCUGCGGUACUGCCUCCGACAAAUUGGCGUGCUUGAGAGGUCUUUCUUACGCCGACAUGCAAGCAGCGAGUAACUCUGUCCCUGGUAUGCUUUCUUAUGAAGCCUUCCAAUUAUCCUACUCUCCAAGACCGGACGGUGGCUUUAUUCCCUACAAUCUGAUGCAGAUGGUUGCCGAUGGCAAGUAUGCGAGGAUUCCAUACAUCAUCGGUGACCAAAACGAUGAAGGGACUAUUUUCUCUCUCGCCAGCUUGAACGUGACCACUGAAGCAGAAUUGUCGACUUUCAUUCUUAAUCUGUUUCCAGGAAUGUCUUCCUCCCAGUUGGCUGAAAUAUUGACUUUGUAUCCACAGGAUGUCACUCAAGGUUCUCCAUUUAACACCGGUACAUUGAAUGCGUUGACGCCUCAGUAUAAGAGAAUUUCUGCUUUACUUGGUGAUUUCAAAUUCCAAGCCCCAAGAAGAUUUUUGUUGAACCACACUUCAGAUGUUACUAGAUACACCUUUAACUCCCAGCAACUACAGGGCCUCCCAAUUGUCGGUACGUUCCACGCUAAUGACAUUAUUUGGCAGUAUUUCGUCACUGGAUCAGGAUCCUUGAUCUACCGUAACGCGUUUAUUGCGUUCGCCAAUACCUUGAAUCCUAACAGCGGUGGAUUGUUUACCUUGACCAACUGGCCACAGUACCAGAACACCAAUGCUCUUGCCAACAACAUGAUGUA
Babjeviella inositovora NRRL Y-12698 is the source of this 1621-nucleotide messenger RNA. RefSeq lists its product as uncharacterized. Lineage: Eukaryota; Fungi; Ascomycota; Pichiomycetes; Serinales. The transcript has a single exon. The record is from RefSeq and is a predicted model, not a curated record. The annotation marks the transcript as partial.